GGGCCCAGGCCGGCGGGCGGGCGGCGGCGCGGCGCGGCGCUGCGGCCGGCGGCUCGCGGCCCCGGAGCAGCGGCUGCGCGGGAGGUGGAGCGGCGGAGCGGCAGGCCCGGUGCGGGCUGGAGCGCGGUCGGCGAGCGCACGGGCCGCGACCGCGCAGAGCCCGCCAUGACGGCGCGAGUGUGAGGCGCGGCGAGCCGCGGCCCAGGAGAGCGGCGGGCGCGCCGACCUCUUAGCCCGCAGCGGCCCGGCUGGGGCCGGAUGAGCAGCGGCCUCGGCCUCCAGCGCAGCCCGGAAAUGUCCGGCAAGAUCGAGAAAGCAGACUCUCAGCGUUCUCAUCUCUCCUCCUUCACCAUGAAGCUGAUGGACAAAUUCCACUCUCCUAAAAUCAAGAGAACACCAUCCAAGAAGGGAAAGCCAGCCGAGGUGUCGAAGAUCCCUGAGAAGCCCGUGAGCAAAGAGGCAAGAGACAGAUUUCUACCAGAGGGCUACCCUAUCCCCUUGGAUCUGGAGCAGCAGGCAGUAGAAUUUAUGUCCACCAGUGCUGUGGCUUCCAGGUCUCAGAGGCAGAAGAACCUGUGCUGGCUGGAGGAGAAAGAGAAGGAGGUUGUCAGUGCCUUGCGCUACUUUAAGACCAUUGUGGACAAAAUGGCCAUUGAUAAGAAAGUCCUGGAGAUGCUCCCAGGGUCAGCCAGCAAGGUGCUGGAGGCCAUCUUACCCUUGGUGCAGACCGACCCUCGGAUCCAGCACAGCUCAGCCCUCUCCUCCUGCUAUAGCCGAGUGUACCAGAGCCUUGCCAACCUCAUCCGAUGGUCUGACCAGGUGAUGCUAGAGGGUGUGAACUCGGAAGAUAAAGAAAUGGUGACGACUGUGAAGGGAGUCAUCAAAGCUGUGCUGGAUGGAGUGAAGGAGCUAGUAAGGCUAACCGUUGAGAAGCAGGGGCGGCCAUCACCAACAAGCCCAGUGAAGCCCAGUUCCCCAGCCAGCAAGCCUGAUGGCCAGUCGGAGCUCCCUCUGACAGAUCGAGAAAUGGAGAUUCUGAACAAGACGACAGGCGUGUCACCAUCCUCUGAACUGCUCCCAGACUCCACUAGUGAAGAAGUCGCACCCCCCAAGCCCCCUUUACCUGGAAUUCGGGUGGUUGAUAACAGUUUGCCUGGCUUUUCUGUGUCUUCUAGUCCACCAGCAUUGCCACCCAAGAAAAGGCAGUCAGCCCCAUCCCCUACCCGGGUGGCUGUGGUAGCCCCUAUGAGUCGAGCCACCAGCGGCUCCAGUUUGCCUGUUGGAAUCAAUAGGCAGGACUUUGAUGUUGACUGUUACACCCAGAGGCGCCUGUCUGGAGGCAGUCGCUCUUGUGGCGGGGAGUCUCCUCGCCUGUCCCCCUGCAGCAGCACCGGCAAGCUCAGCCGGUCAGACGAGCAGCUGUCCUCCCUAGACAGGGAUAGCGGGCAGUGCUCGAGGAACACAAGCUGUGAAACACUAGAUCACUAUGACCCUGACUACGAAUUCCUCCAACAAGACCUCUCCAACGCAGACCAGACCCCACCACAGGCGGCCUGCAGCCUCAGCCCACUACCAGAGUCCCUGGGGGAGUCUGGGCCUCUAUUGCUUGGCCGUCUUUUCCAGCUGCCUCAGGGCAACUGUCCCCAGCAGGAGGGGCAGCAAACAGACACUCCACCUGCCCUUCCUGAGAAGAAGCGCAGGAGUGCAGCCUCCCAGACCACGGACAGCUCUGGCUGCAGGGUGUCCUAUGAGCGACACCCCUCACAGUAUGACAACAUCUCAGAAGAUGACCUGCAGAACCCGGUCCAGCCCAUGUCCUACACACCCUUUGCUGCUAUCCUCCCCUUUCAGCAGGGAGCUUCCUCAGCCCCUGUUGAGUUUGUGGGUGAUUUCAAUGCUCCUGAGUCAGUGGGUGACCCAGAGAAGCCACCUCCUCUACCAGAGAAGAAAAACAAACACAUGCUGGCCUACAUGCAGCUGCUGGAGGACUACUCCGAGCCACAGCCAUCCAUGUUCUACCAGACACCGCAGAGUGAGCACGUCUACCAGCAGAAGAACAAGAUGCUCAUGGAGGUCUAUGGCUUCGGUGACUCCUUCUGCGGUAGCGACUCCACGCAGGAGCUGGCCCCCCCACCCGCCCUGCCCCCCAAGCAGCGGCAGCUGCAGGCCUCCUAUGCUGCUUCUUCCUUCUCUGUCUCCUACUGUGUCCAGCAAACUAAAGUGGCCUUCACCCCCGAGGACGGCAGUGCCACUCAGGGCCUCAGUGUAUCCGUGUCUAACUCCUUUCUCAACCGGCACGGCAGCUUGCCUGUGCCCUCGUACAAAUCUGUGUUUAGGUCUUACUCCCAGGACUUCAUGCCUCACCACCAAGCCUCCGUCCAACCUUUCCUUCCGCCUACCUCCUCUUCCUCUCCACAUUUCCCAUCUGUCCACGCGUCCCAGAGCUCGGACUUAGCGGUGCCCACCGUAAGCAGUCCGCCUCCCAGCACCGUGGACGGGCCUCUCUCAUCUUCUCAGGACAGCAGCUUUCAUGGGAACCCUGUCCGCCUUCCUUCCGAAACCUCUUUCACUGACUCGAGUGAAUACGCCACCAGUGAGGAAGCUGGUGGCGGUGAAUAUGUCAAUCUGUACUCCUCUGGCCAGACCAGCGAGGAGCUGGCUCUCUCUCGAGGAGAACCACCAUCUGGGAAAGACGGGCAUCCCAGAGAUCCCUCGGCCAGUGCAUCUGGGAAGGACAGCAGAGAAAAUGGGGAGAGGUCCCCAAAGUCACUGGAUGCUCUGGAGUCAGCCCAGUCAGAAGAGGAAGUGGAUGAACUGUCCCUCAUUGACCACAAUGAAAUUAUGUCCAGACUGACACUCAAGCAAGAGGGUGAUGAUGGGCCAGAUGUUCGCGGAGGUUCAGGAGACAUCUUACUGGUCCAUGCUACUGAGACAGACAGAAAAGACCUAGUGCUGUACUGUGAAGCCUUCCUGACCACCUACAGGACCUUCAUCAGCCCGGAGGAGCUCAUCAAGAAGCUGCAGUACCGAUAUGAGAAGUUCUCUCCCUUUGCUGAUACGUUCAAAAAGCGAGUCAGCAAGAACACGUUCUUUGUGCUGGUGCGAGUAGUGGAUGAGCUCUGCCUGGUGGAGCUGACAGAAGAGAUCCUGAAGCUGCUGAUGGAGCUAGUCUUCCGCCUAGUGUGCAGUGGAGAGCUCAGCCUGGCCAGAGUACUUCGGAAGAACAUUCUGGACAAGGUGGACCAGAAGAAGCUGCUCAGGUGUGCCCAUUCCGACCAGCCUUUGGCAGCCAGGGGUGUUGCAGCCAGGCCAGGGACCUUGCAUGAUUUUCACAGCCAUGAAAUCGCAGAGCAGCUGACACUGCUGGAUGCUGAACUUUUCUAUAAGAUAGAGAUUCCUGAAGUUUUGCUUUGGGCCAAAGAGCAGAAUGAAGAGAAGAGCCCCAACCUGACCCAGUUCACGGAGCACUUCAACAACAUGUCCUACUGGGUACGGUCCAUCAUCAUGCUGCAGGAAAAGGCCCAGGACCGGGAGAGGCUGCUCCUCAAGUUCAUCAAGAUCAUGAAGCACCUGCGCAAGCUGAACAACUUCAACUCCUACCUGGCCAUCCUCUCAGCGCUGGACUCGGCGCCCAUCCGCAGACUGGAGUGGCAGAGGCAGACCUCAGAGGGCCUGGCUGAGUACUGCACAUUGAUUGACAGCUCAUCCUCCUUCCGAGCCUACCGGGCUGCCCUCUCAGAGGUUGAACCCCCAUGUAUCCCGUACCUAGGCCUGAUCCUGCAGGACCUGACCUUCGUUCACCUGGGAAACCCAGACUAUAUUGAUGGGAAAGUGAACUUCUCCAAGAGGUGGCAACAGUUCAACAUCUUGGACAGUAUGCGAUGCUUCCAGCAGGUGCACUAUGAAAUCCGGAGAAACGACGACAUCAUAAACUUCUUCAACGACUUCAGUGACCACCUGGCUGAGGAGGCCCUAUGGGAACUCUCUCUGAAGAUCAAACCCAGGAACAUAACAAGGCGGAAAACAGACCGCGAAGAGAAGACCUAGGGGCAGGCUGGCUAUGAGAACGCUCGAGCAGCCAGGAGAGGACCUGGAGCGAGUCCCGGCCUCAGAGCCUGUCCUUCCACGGCUUGGCUGUGUGGCAGCGCCCAAGCCUGCUGGCCGGAUUCCUGCCUCCCUCUCUGGGGCUACAGCCCCAGGGUUCACAACGAGCUGACCGGCAGGCCUCAGGACUGGCUUGUGCACUGGUGGCCCCUGGUCUGGUUUUGUUUCCUGUUUUCUGUCUGCUGCCUCCUGUUCUCUACUGUCCCCUCCAGCUGGAGAGCAGCAGAGAUCCAGGCAGCAGACCAGGGGAAUGGCGGGCUUGACCCCUCCCAAAGCUGUCCUAGGCUUCUUAAGUGACACAAGAGUAGAGGCCCUAGGUCUCUUGGGUGGGCUGUCCUCCAGUGCGCCUGGAGUCAGAAGAGAUGGGAAGCAGAAGAUAGAAAAGGGCCAUGGCAGGAAUCUUUUGCCAUUUAAACAUGGAGGAUGAGGCAUUUAGACCCAGCCCAGAAAGUAUGAUGGGUACUAGGUAACAGCCACAGAGCUGGCCCUCCUCACAGUAUUGGCUCCAGAUUUGUCCUGCCAUGCCCGGCCCACUAAGACUGCGUGCUAGACCGUGCUGGCCUCCAGAAGCACCUUCCGUCCUGUUCCCCACCACUGGUCUAGCCCCAGCCCACAUCAUUGGCACUCUGGGGAUCAGGAAGCAGAGGCAGAAGGGAAAAUUCAUGCUGAUCUGGGCCAAGGCUGUGCUUGUGAAUGGAUCAGAGUGAGAAUCUUUAGUGACCUGGGGAGAGGCAAGCAGCCCCUCCGUGCUUGCUGUGUGCCUUAAAUGCCGCCUCCUGUCCCUUCCAGGCCUAUAUGCUUCCCUCCUAUUUUGCCCAACCCCUAGCAGCCAGCAGGCUCCUAGUCCCUUUUUGCUGCCUGGGAAUAUCUGUUAUACCCAAGAGGCAGAGCAGGCAGGCCUGGGAUGGGAGGGCCACCAGGACCCUCCUGACUCCAGGCAGAGGGCCUCUUUCCUUGGUCUAGAGCCACCCACUGCUGCUGAGGUUGACAAUCUGUUCAGGGCUCGGUGCUGGGGUCUCCCUGGCUGUGGCUCCAUGCCCACCACUUUGGGCUAGUUGACAGGUGCUGCUGGCCCUGCCCCAUGCUGCAGUUCAGUGCUGCAUGGACAAGCACCCAUUUCUUCUGGCCAUGGGGCUUGGUCAAGUGGAUACCAAGAUCUCUGUGCUUCCUCAACCCAGUUAUCACAGCAGAAGGAAAGAGCAAGAGCUGCUGGCCGGAUCACUCUGAACCCUUCCUGGGUCUUUUAGCAUCUUUUAUCAAAAAGGAACUAUGGGUUCUUUUCCCCACCCCCUCCUGUUUAUUUGUGCUGUAAAUAGAGAGGGGACAUCUGCGGACAGCCCCGUGGCCCGCUCCCCUCCGGCAGCAGCCGCCCAUGAAUUGUUUAAGGCGUGUAUGUGGAGUCAGGCUUGUGAGCCGCGUAGUGUGGGUCUUUGGUUUGUUCCUCUUUUGCAGGUCCUUUCAUUUCAGUCUUUGCCUCCUGCUUCCUGUCCUUCACCAGCUCUGAGUGUUGCUGUGUUGAGUGGGGAGCACUGUGCAUACAGGCCCCUCCUCCCAGCCUCCUCCAUAGCACAGGCCAACAGUCAGGCCUAGCCUACUGGUGCUGCAGCAGACAGAGCAGGCUCCCAAGCAUGAGCUGGGCGGAAAGGAAGGCUCAUCUUCCAGACCCAGAAGAGCGAGGCCCUCCUGCAAUCCUGGGCCUUUGGCAGGCUAGGCAAAGGGCCAGGGCAACUCUGGAGUCUGGGGCCCUCGAAGUGCGACGUAUGGGUUUAACUUAUUAGCCACCAGGCUUCCCCAGUCACCUGCAGCUGAGCCCAGCGCUCACUGCAGCCUGGCUUCCACGUGUCUGUUUCUUGGGGGUUGGAGGCUGGGGGAGCUGUGAGAAUCAGUCUUUGUAGACAUACUCAGCAGCAUGGACAAUUGAGUUGGCCUUACCUGCAGGUAUGGUCUGGCCAAGGCUAGGGCAAGCAGAUGCCACAUCUGGCUGACCCUAGAACCAAGACACCCGCCCCGUCUCCCAGUGUGACACUGUAAUAUAAACCCCCACUAACCUGUCUGACAGUGCAUCUUCCUACAAGCGCGCAACUUUUAUAUAAAAGAAAAAUAAACAGACAGAAGCCUGUCUGAUGCCA
Molecule: messenger RNA, 6233 nt
Organism: Meriones unguiculatus (Mongolian gerbil)
Lineage: Eukaryota; Metazoa; Chordata; Mammalia; Rodentia; Muridae
Gene: Rapgef1
Product: Rap guanine nucleotide exchange factor 1
Exons: 27
Coding region: 259-4047 (1262 amino acids)
Biological process (GO): positive regulation of GTPase activity; Ras protein signal transduction
Cellular component (GO): plasma membrane
Molecular function (GO): guanyl-nucleotide exchange factor activity
Source: RefSeq, a predicted model, not a curated record